This is a messenger RNA of Rosa chinensis, 3020 nucleotides long. RefSeq names its product linoleate 13S-lipoxygenase 2-1, chloroplastic. Gene Ontology annotation, biological process: lipid oxidation. The transcript has 9 exons. Bases 80 to 2755 code for a protein of 891 amino acids. Gene Ontology annotation, molecular function: metal ion binding; oxidoreductase activity, acting on single donors with incorporation of molecular oxygen, incorporation of two atoms of oxygen; protein binding. Lineage: Eukaryota; Viridiplantae; Streptophyta; Magnoliopsida; Rosales; Rosaceae. The record is from RefSeq and is a predicted model, not a curated record.
UCAAAUACUAAGAGAAAGCUAGCUAUAGCUGCGUAUCUCUUCAAACUCUUCUGAUAAAUUCUGAUAGCACCAGCAAAACAUGACGAUCAACUCUCUGCUGCAAAAGCCGACCUCCUCCUCCUCUUUGCCCAUAACAAACACAAAAAAUAGCAUUCUUGCCGCUUCCGUUGAGGUUGAAGAAGCUGAAGCAGCACUGAUGAAUACUAGUAUUUCAUCAGCAGAGAAUAACAACAAUAAUGAGGCAGUUACGGUGAAGGCAGUGGUUACAGUGAAAAUAACAACGGGAAGCCUGCUUUCCAACUUGUUUGGUUUGACAGCACCCCUCGAUCUUUUCACUGAUUUGCUCGGAAAAACCUUUCUUCUUGAGCUUGUUAGCACCGAGCUUGACCCUGAUAUUGGGUUGGAGAAGAAAACAAUCCAGGGGUAUGCGCACAAAGUGACCAGAAUUGACGACGAGGUGAAGUAUGAGAGCUCCUUCACCCUCCCAGCUGGUUUCGGAGAGGUGGGAGCUGUUCUGUUUGAAAAUCAGCACCACGAGGAGCUUUACAUCAAGACCAUACAUUUACACAUCAAUGGCUUCCCAGACCCUUCUGUGGUUACUGUCCCUUGUGAUUCAUGGGCUCACUCCAAGUAUGUCAAUCCAGACAAGAGAAUCUUCUUCACCAGCAAGUCUUACUUACCAUCAGAGACACCAAGUGGGUUGAAGAGGCUAAGAGAACUGGAGCUGCAAUAUUUGCGAGGAAAUGGGGAGGGUGAAAGAAAAACGUCCGACAGAAUUUAUGAUUAUGAUACAUACAAUGAUCUUGGAAAUCCUGAUAGCGAAGAUGAUUUGGCUAGGCCCGUGCUUGGCGGCAAAGAGCAUCCAUACCCGAGGCGCUGCAGAACAGGACGACCACGCACCAAAAAGGAUCCAUUAUCGGAGGAAAGAAGCAGCAGUGUGUAUGUACCAAGAGAUGAAGCUUUCGCAGAGGUGAAACAACUGACAUUUGCUGCAAAGACCUUGAAAUCCGUGCUGCACGCUUUGCUCCCGCAGCUUGAGAUGUCACUUAUUAAUCCAAACCUAGGAUUUCCCUACUUCACAGCCAUAGAUUCGCUGUUUAAUGAAGGAGUCACAAUGCCUAAGCCAAAAACUAGUGGGCUUUUUCAGUCUGUCAUCCCAAGGCUAGUGAAGGCUGUUAGUGACAGCCAAGAUGAUCUUUUGCUCUUUGAGACCCCUGAAAUAAUCGAUCGUGAUAAAUUUUCCUGGUUUAGAGAUGAAGAAUUUUCUCGGCAAACUCUAGCUGGUCUUAAUCCAUUUAGUAUAGAGCUAGUCAAGGAGUGGCCAUUGAAAAGUAAACUGGACCCCAAAAUUUAUGGUCCACCUGAAUCAUUGAUCACAACAGAACUUGUGGAGAAAGAAAUCAGAGGUUGUAUGACUGUCAAUGAGGCCUUGAAAAGAAAGAAGAUGUUUAUGUUGGAUUAUCAUGAUCUGCUCAUGCCUUAUGUAAACAAAGUGAGAGAGAUUGAAGGGACCACAUUAUAUGGUUCUAGGACACUGUUCUUCCUCACUGAAGAAGGCACAUUGAGGCUUGUUGCCAUUGAACUAACUCGCCCACCUGUUGGUGACAAGCCACAAUGGAAGCAAGUGUUUACUCCUACCUGGGAUGCCACUGGAUGCUGGCUGUGGAGACUCGCUAAAGCGCAUGUUUGUGCUCAUGAUGCUGGCUAUCAUCAGCUUGUCAUCCACUGGCUGAGAACUCAUUGUUGUACGGAGCCAUAUAUAAUUGCCGCCAAUCGCCAAUUAAGUGCAAUGCAUCCCAUCUAUAGACUUCUACUUCCUCAUUUUCGGUACACAAUGGAAAUAAAUGCCCUGGCUCGAGAAAGCCUCAUCAAUGCAGGUGGAAUCAUUGAGACCUCCUUCUCACCGGCAAAGUACUCCAUUGAGCUCAGUUCAGCUGCUUAUGACAAGUUCUGGCGCUUUGACAUGGAAGCUUUGCCAGCAGAUUUGAUCAGAAGGGGAAUGGCAGUUGAGGAUCCCACAGCUGAGCAUGGCUUAAAGCUAACAAUUGAAGACUACCCAUUUGCUAAUGAUGGUCUCAUUCUUUGGGAUGCUAUUAAGGAGUGGGUGAGGGACUAUGUGAACCACUACUAUCCAGACCCAACUCUUGUUGAGAAUGAUCAAGAGCUUCAAGCUUGGUGGACAGAAGUUAGAACAAAAGGCCACGCUGACAAAAAGGAUGAGCCAUGGUGGCCAGUUCUGAAUACCCCAGAUAACCUAAUACAUGUUUUGACAACAAUAAUUUGGGUAACAGCUGGUCAUCAUGCAGCGGUAAACUUUGGCCAGUAUAUGUAUGCCGGAUACUUUCCAAACAGGCCUACAAUAGCUCGAACCAACAUGCCAACUGAAGAUCCAUCUGAGGAGUAUUUCAACAACUUUUUGAAGAAGCCGGAGUCUGCAUUGCUAAUGUGCUUCCCCUCACAGAUUCAAGCAACCAAAGUGAUGGCUGUCUUAGACGUGUUAUCGAACCAUUCACCUGAUGAGGAGUAUCUUGGUGAGAAAAUGGAGUCCUCUUGGGCUGAAAAUCCUGUCAUCAAGGCUGCAUUUGAGCGCUUCAAUGGGAAUUUGAAAAAGCUAGAAGCAAUAAUUGAUGAGAGGAAUACUAAUAUAAACCUGAAAAACAGAGUUGGAGCAGGGGUGGUUCCAUAUGAGCUUUUGAAGCCAUUCUCAAAGCCUGGGGUCACAGGAAUGGGAGUUCCUAAUAGUAUUUCAAUUUGAGUAAUGAUAUUGAUCCUAAAUAAAGUGGAUCGGAUUUGGGCCUAAUGUUUUACAAGUUAAUUCUUUCUUAGUGUUGCUAUUCCCAGCAAUAUCAAUAUCUCGUACUAUUUCUGUGGACAAUUGGUCCAUGCUGUUAUGUUGGGGAUGCCUAAAUUGGUUUACUCUCAGUCUCCGACGAACCAACAUUUCUUUGUUUUUCUUUUUCUUUCUUAUUUGACAACGUUUUUCUUACGACAGACAUUUUUCAUCUGAAUCUUUUCUCUUA